Molecule: messenger RNA, 363 nt
Organism: Auxenochlorella protothecoides
Lineage: Eukaryota; Viridiplantae; Chlorophyta; Trebouxiophyceae; Chlorellales; Chlorellaceae
Product: Ribonuclease
Exons: 3
Coding region: 1-363 (120 amino acids)
Cellular component (GO): cytosol
Molecular function (GO): deaminase activity
Source: RefSeq, a predicted model, not a curated record
AUGGCGAGCCUUGCCUUCCGGACGCUGCCCUUCGUGAGCCUGACCAACAGCACUCGAGCUAUUCCGCAGCGCAUCGCCCACAACCACCGAUUUCCCCCUCGCCCCCGCCACAUCGCCAUGUCUUCCAUCUCUCGUGAAGUGAUCGCCACCGAGAAUGCUCCCGGGGCGGUGGGCGCGUACUCCCAGGCGAUCAAGGCCAAUGGAUUCGUCUAUAUCUCAGGCCAGGUUCCCCUGGUUCCCGGCGUCAACGCCGUGUACGGCAAGUACUUCCCCGUCGACCCCCCCGCGCGCGCCGCCUACGCCGUGCGCGACCUCCCCCUGGGGGCCAAAGUGGAGAUUGAGGCGGUGGCCCUUGCGCCGUGA